This is a messenger RNA of Pisolithus orientalis, 1785 nucleotides long. RefSeq lists its product as uncharacterized. The record is from RefSeq and is a predicted model, not a curated record. NCBI's taxonomy places the organism in Eukaryota, Fungi, Basidiomycota, Agaricomycetes, Boletales, Pisolithaceae. The transcript has 11 exons. The coding region runs from base 1 to 1785 and encodes 594 amino acids.
AUGAAACAAACCUCUGACGUGCGGAAGCCCUACGGUGGUCCCUCGCGUUCACUUGUAAUCGCACUCGAUGUUGGGACAACUUUCAGUGGCGUAUCAUACGCAAUCUUAGAACCCGGCGAAGUCCCCAAGAUUUAUGGGGUGACGCGCUUUCCGGGGCAAGAACAUGUCGCAGGCAACUCCAAAAUACCAUCCAUCUUGUAUUACGACCAGAAUGGUACAGUCAUGGCCGCAGGAGCCGAGGCGGAAGGCGCGUCCAUUAUCUCACAGGCAGAAGAUGAAUACUGGAUAAAGGCUGAACUUUUCAAGCUUCGUUUGCGACCGAAAGCUAUGAAAUUGAACAUGAACGGGAUGCGCCUCAGCUCACUACCCCGGAACAAGAUGGCUGUCGAUGUGUUUGGAGAUUUUCUAAAUUACUUAUUCCGUUGCACACGGAACUUCAUAAUUGACACUCACGCCAACGGCGAAGCACUUUGGCGUGCUGUAGAGCACGGUAUAGAGUUCGUGCUGAGUCAUCCAAAUGGGUGGGAAGGCGGGCAACAGACGAAGAUGCGACGAGCUGCGGUAUAUGGGGGAUUGGUUCCUGACACUGACGAAGGUCGCGCACGGAUCCGUUUCGUAACGGAGGGUGAAGCCAGUCUUCAUGCUUGUAUUCAAAGUGGUCUUGCCGCAGAUAAUCCCUCGAGACACGGCUUCCUUGUUGCUGAUGCCGGUGGUGGUACCUUGGACAUUAGUUCUUACGCGGUAAGGGGCACGCAACCCCUUGUGAUUGAAGAAAUAGCGCCGCCAGACUGUAUUUUUGCUGGAUCGGUGUUCGUCAGCCGAAGGGCGAGAGAGUUUCUGGCAGAGAAGUUGAAGAACUCGAAAUAUGGGACUGCGGACGCCAUCGAUCACAUCACAAAACGUUUUGAUGAAACAACGAAACGACUUUUCCGUGAUAAGAAUGAGAUCCAAUGGGUCCCCUUCGGUUCGCCCCUCGACAAAGAUCUGUCUGUCGGGAUACGAGGUGGCUCUUUAAAGCUGACCGGUGCGGAGGUGGCGGAGUUGUUCGAACCGUCGGUUCAAGCAGCCGUGGCGUCAAUCAAAAGCCAGGUGGAAGCAUCUCAGGAUAUGGUCAAGGCAAGUGGUUCUGUAUGGCUGGUGGGAGGAUUCGCUGCCAGUCCCUGGCUAUUCAGUCAACUUCAAGAGCGCUUGGCGUCCCUAAAGAUCCGUGUCAGUCGUCCAGAUAGCCAAACAUCCAAAGCUGUCGCCGAUGGAGCCCUCGGCUUUUACUGCGACCAUCAUGUCUCGGCCAGGGUCUCCAAAUUUAUGUAUGGAGUGGAGUACCUGCGGGAAUAUGAUCCUAAUGAUUCCGACCACGUUGCGCGCAAGGAUCGCCUUUGUGAAUUACCUUCGGGUCCCCGCCUUCUCCCAGAUGCUUUCGAUUGUAUUCUUGCGCGGGGUGUCAAAGUCAAAGAGUCCACUGUAUUCACGCGCAAGUACUGCACAGAACUGACAAACCUAUCUACCCUAUCCGUAUUCGAAGUCGAAAUAUGGUGCUACCGUGGUGGUGACAUCGUUCCGCUUUGGAUACACAGGCAUGCCGAGGACUUUUCGACACUGUGUGUUGUUCGCGCGGAUUUGUCACCCCUAAGUGGCAGCGCCGAGCCCAAGCAGGGCAAGAACGGCAAGACAUAUUGGACUAUCGUAUUCAGUAUUGAGAUCCACUUCGGCCUUACUGAAUUCAGGGCCCGCAUCAAGUGGAAUGAUAAUGUUCGUCUUUCUGUGUCAUUUCCGUUGUACAUCUGA